UAACUUUGAUAUGGACCGUAACUAAGAUCCUAGUGGGCCUUCAAGAAAGAAAAUACAAUUGGCGGAUAGAGUCCUAGUAAGUUCACUUACAAGGACCCAUGAUUUCUUUUUUAAGAACAACGGACCCAUGAUUUCUAUUUUUCCUUUUCUGAGGGAACCGUUAGUUUUGUUGCCUUUCGCAUAGUAAGAGCAUGAUUAAUCCAAAUUAUUAAUUUGAAGUUCUUAACUAAUGAUUUGACAUUUUUUUGUUUUUGUUUUUUCUUUUUACAGUUUUCGGCUAAGAACCAUUAUAUUUAUUAUCUAAGAGAUGGUUAUUAGCUUUUUUUAGUUAAAAGCUAAGAAACGAUUCUUAACCGAAACUAAGAAUCCCACCCUAAAAACUCGGAUUAAUCAUGGUCUAACACAAAUUAUUACGAAAAUUAUUGACAUAGACUAGCACGAAUAAUCAAUAUAAAAAUUAAUGAGUUUUUACCCAGCUAAAGUUAGGUUUCUAGUAGACUUCAGAGGAUUAUAUGAAUCUUUGUCAUGACAAUUUUUUUUUAAAUCAUCACGUAUCUUGUUCACACUAUGAUACAGUUUUGCUAUUUUAAAAGUGAUAUGAAAGCUCUCCCCAUAAGCUAGUGAAUUAGCUAUAUCGUAUAUGGAUGAUUGCCCCGCAAAUAAAAAAAAUUGUACAUUAUUUGCCUAUUUUAAAUAAACUAUGUAUAAAUCCAUUAAUCAUUAUUUUCAACUGUUUGAUUAUAUUGAUUAUCAGAGUAGAGAUUGCAUCACGUUUAAUAACUGCUCUACAAAUUUAUAAAUUGUAAAAAAAGAUUAUUCAAAAUGAGAUGUGGCUUUCAUAAAGUCUUGUCUGCAGUAGCUAGCUAGAAGGAAAGCAAAAACAAUGUUCUCUUAGAGACUUUAACUAGAGUUAUCAAUUUUAAAACCAUAACACACUAUAUGAUGUUGAAAGAUAUUUUUGUUUGUGCAUAAACAUGUCAAGAAUGGUUAGCCAUUACGCAACACGAGCAGUCCUCCAUCUUAAGAGAUACCAACUUCAAGUCCAAAAACUAAUUGUCAAUUAUCUAUGUGUUUAGUCAGCUUUGAAAUAAUUGCGAAAGGAAAUAUUCUUAAAAUACUUAUAGACCAAUGACAAGCAUGUAUUAUAUUGCAAAUGUCUAUUUCAGCUAUCUGUCAUUUUUAAUUAUUGCCAUAAUGGAGGUGCAUAUGUAACAAAAGCGACAUAAAUAGAUUAGACUCCUUUUUAUAUCAAAAUUUAUGGACAUCAUGAAUUAUAUAUCAGUAUUGGCUUUUCUUGUUGUUCGGUAGUCAAACUAACACCCAAGUUACUAGAGUUGAUACAAAAUAUCAUCACAUAUAGAUAUAUGGUCGAAAACUACUUAUAGAGUUUGGUAGGUGGUAUUUUCAAGAUUUAAAACUCAUGUUUUUGUUGAAUAAUACCAGAAAAAAAAAGAAUCAUAUCAUAUACCUCCAAACUUGAAAGUCUAUAUCUAUUUUCUCUCAACUCAAAAGAGAAAUCAGAAAAUUAAGAAGAAAAAUGGGUGUCCUUGAUCACGUCUCUGAAUACUUUGAUUGCUCUAAUGGCGACUCCAAGAGACACAGAAGUCUACAGACGGUGGACGUGAGGGUUUUGAUAGAUUGUGAAGGAUGCGAGAGGAAAGUGAGAAGAGCAUUAGAAGGAAUGAAAGGAGUGAGAGAUGUAACGAUCGAGCCUAAUGCUCAGAAAGUGACAGUGGUUGGUUACGUUGAGCCUAACAAAGUGGUAGCUCGGAUCAUUCACAGGACCGGCAAAAGAGCCGAGCUAUACCCUUACGUUCCUUACGACGUUGUCGCUCAUCCUUAUGCCUCUGGUGUCUACGACAAUAGAGCUCCUGUUGGGUACGUUAGGAACACCGAGUAUGAUCCACAUGUGUCGCGGCUCGCACGUGCUAGCUCCACUGAAGUUCGUUAUACGACGGCGUUUAGCGAUGAGAACGCCUCAGGUUGCGUGGUUAUGUGAUUUUGUUUUGUUUGUGUUGAUGUGUUUCCGAAAAUUGUAUUUUGUUUGUUUGUUUAUUCAUGUUGGUAUGUAAUAUCUUAAGAGUCAAGGCCGAGAAAAUAAUGUAAAUUACAUUUUGUUUUGAACUAAUUUUUGUGAUGUAAAUUACAUGUUGUUAAAAUGGUUAUGCAUGUUUCGUUUUAUCU
Messenger RNA from Brassica rapa (field mustard), 2184 nucleotides. Its product is annotated as heavy metal-associated isoprenylated plant protein 25. The record is from RefSeq and is a predicted model, not a curated record. Lineage: Eukaryota; Viridiplantae; Streptophyta; Magnoliopsida; Brassicales; Brassicaceae. Gene Ontology annotation, molecular function: metal ion binding.